This is a messenger RNA of Cryptomeria japonica (Japanese cedar), 1459 nucleotides long. RefSeq lists its product as uncharacterized. Lineage: Eukaryota; Viridiplantae; Streptophyta; Pinopsida; Cupressales; Cupressaceae. Bases 234 to 872 code for a protein of 212 amino acids. The record is from RefSeq and is a predicted model, not a curated record. The transcript is spliced from 2 exons.
UUUGAUGCCUCAAUUCUCAGACAAACGAUAUAUUUUUAGAAGAAAAGUUUAUUCCAAGACGCUACAUUUUUCAAAGAAGAAAAGUUUAUUCCAAUAUCUCCUCUCUGCUCAAGCGGAUUUACUCUUAAACAAGGCCAAGAAAUAGAAUUUGAUUAGUCACCACUCCGCUCCUAUAAAAUCCGCCCUCCCAGAUCUUGGUCUUACGGUGGAAGAUUUUUUCAGAAAUCUGAAGAAUGGUUGUACAGACUCUGGGGGAUUCGAACCUUGGCGCGGUUUUCCCGAGUUCUAACCUCUGCAAAGACUGGUCGCGGCGGCGCUGUUCAAAAGUAUGGUUCAUGUCGUUAAUCUGCGGCUCGGCGGAGGCCUUCUUCGCUGGACUACUGCCUGUCGCCGUGACGGCGCCGCCGCCGCCUGUUCGUCGGGCGCCGCGAUCGUUUACCACCGGCCGUAGGGUUCGACGGAAAACCACCUCCAAGCUUGGCGGAGAGGGCGAGGCGGAGGAGGGGGUUCCAGAGUGGUUUUGCGGAGGAGAUAAUGGGGUAAUUGAAGGAUCAGGGCUGGGGUUUGGCUUUGGCGGCGGGGAUUAUAGAGGAAGGGGGUGGUCAUAUUGGAGCGGCGGCGGGAGUGGCGGUGGCGGAGGGUGGGAUAAGGAUGAUUCUGGGCGGGGUGAAUGGGGUUUGAAUUUUCUGUAUCAGGCGGCCUGCUGGUUUUCUUUGUCGCAUUGUCUGUAUUUUGCGUUGAAGAAGGUUCUGCGUGUCGUUCACAAUGGAGUCAAUGAUUCUUCUUCAGGGGAGGCUUCGGCACCCUUUGCAUGUUGUUCCUCUGCGAUCAAGCAUUGCACCCAUGGUUUUGGAGAAUGUGUUGAAGCCUGAGUAUUUCCAAUUGACAACCCACAGGGUUUAAAUUUUAAGUUGUACAUAUUAGGUUUUUAGGCAUUCGAUGAAAUUGAUUGGUUGAUCACAAAUUCAAUUCCACGUGAAAGCAAAAAAAUUCUUUAACUACAGACCCAGGAAGCAUUCAAUUCCUCAGAAAGAUUUGGUUACAAGCCUGUUUUUGAGCAAUUUGAGCAUAUGCUGAAGUUCGAUGGAUCUCCAGUUCUUAAUCAUCAGGUAUUGGAUUAGCUCGUAAAUUCUGAACACAUUGGAUGAAACUGACGUGUUCAAUUCCUUGUGAACUCAAAUGCUGGUCUUGAACGCCAGGUUUGGGUAUGUGUUACUCCGAAGAGCUCGUGCAUGCUGCCAUUCCCUUGUCCCUGGUAUGGUUAUUGUUGUGAGUUUUUUCUCCAAAGCUACCUGAUGUAUAGAGAAGCUAGACCUAUUAAAUCUGAUAUCUGUAUAUAUACAUAAUAUUUUUAUUGUAUAUGAUAACUUCACAUCUUAUAUAGUCCUUAAUUCCUAUGUAAGAAAUGCAGCAAUGAAAACCACAUUGUUACAAAUUUGGUAGCAUUCAGUGUUGUUAA